UCCUCGGCCCGAGAAGGGAGGGGGGAGUGCGCCUCUUCGGGCACGCUCUCGUUCGGCCCUCGGCUCCAUUGUCAACCCUGUGGCAGACGCAGACGCUCAGCCGGGCGCGUCCAUCCGGGUCCUCGGCUCCCGGUUGCCCUGGCUGGUUGCUAUGGAGCCCCAAACCCGGAAGUUCGGGGAAACAGGCAGCCCAGCCGGAGCCUGAACCUGAGCCGCGCCGCCGCGGGUGAAAUGGUGGUUCCGCUGGCCGGGCCGGCACCUUUCCGUCAUGUCUCAGAGCCCCAGCGAGACCGCCACGGAGCGGGACCUGGCAGAGGACAGCCUUUCUGCAAUAACGUAUGAAUCUGACACAGAAACGAAACUGAAGAAGAAAACAUCUCGCAAGCCUCCAAAAUCACCAAUACUGGUGGAUUUUUCCCCCCUUGCCUCAGAAUCUCCAUACACCUCAAGCACAUGUCUCCAUUCUAAAAAGGCUGGAUUUUUGAGGACCUUUAAAGGCACAGACAGUCAGCACUUUGAAAUCCCCUUGGUUAAAUCAUCGAGGCAGGUCUGGCGUGGAUCUUUCAAACAAGGUGCCUGGAUGAGCCAGGUGAAAUCGGGCCUUGAUGUGGGUCCUGUACUGGCCACUCUCUCUGGCAGCACUCCAGAGUAUCUGAAGGAAGCCUUGGGCAUGAGGAAGCCAAAACACGCUCGCUCUGCCAGCAGUGGCUACAUCCCUGGAACUCCGGACUACAAAGAAAAGGAAGAUAUGUAUGAUGAGAUUAUUGAAUUAAAGAAGACAAUACAAGCCCAGAAAUGUGAAGCAGACCGGAUGAAAACCAAGCUUCGGCGACUGGAAGAGGAAAAUAACCGAAAGGAUAAACAGAUUGAACAGCUGCUGGAUCCGUCCAGGUGCUCUGAAUUUGGUUGGGUGCGGACAGAGCAGAAAAGUGAUACCAGCUUGAUGCUCAAUGGAUUGAAGCAGAAGAUCCUCAAACUGGAACAGCAAUGCAAGGAGAAAGACAACACUAUCAACAAACUCCAGACCGACGUGAAGAGCACUAAUGUGGAAGAAAUGAGAAUUUCCCUGCAGACCUAUUAUGAGGAGAUCCAGCGACUCCAAACCCUCCUGGCAAAAUCGAAGGCCGUGCAACGGAAAUACUAUAGAUAUCAGGUGAAAGAUCAAGAGGAGGAAGAAAAUAUUGAACGCUCUGAAGAAGAGGAGAGAGAGAGAGAGAAAGGUCUGUGCCAUCAGAGGAAGACUGGAGGACUGUGGAGCUCAAGGUCUCCCGAGAGCAAACAGCAGAAGGUGCUUAGCACUGCCGUCCUGCAGUUAUCCAGGAGCAUCAAAGAACUGCAAGAUGAGAAUCGGGAACUGAAAGCAGAUCUAGACCAUGCGCUGAGCGGCUCCCCUGCCUCCAGUAAAGCAAAGAAUUACACUGAGUGGAGCAGACAGAGACUGGUUCGGCGGAUUUCAAAGCUGGAAAAAAAAAUGGAUGAGAUGCAGAACAGCAGGCUGCAGCUUUCAGAGACUUACACGCCGCCAUUGGUUUUUGCACCGCUGGAUCAGUCAGUUGCUAAGGAAUGUGAUCUCCUAGAAGAAUGUGAGCGUCUCCGGAGAGUGGUGAACAAGCUGAAAGGCCAAAGGGUUGUCCUUCAGAAUCAGCUGGCUGUUAAAGAGGAAGAAAUCCAGAAGCUGACAGAAAAAGUGAGAAAACUGGAGGAAAAGCAAGAAGCAAAGUGUAGACUGGCUGGAAUUGGUGCCACAGAACCUCCCAGUCAGGGCCUGCAGAAAUUUCACUCUGGUCGUCAACAGUUGAAUCCAGUGUGCAUGCUAAACUUAAUGGGUUCAAAUUUGGAGGUUUCAUCUCCUUGCUGUCCUGAGCAUCACAGAAAGGAGCAAGCAGCUCAAGUCAUCCAAAGACAAUGGAAGACCUACAAAAGCCAGAAUCCACGUUUGUCCUUUGGGUCCAGCUCUUCACAAACAGCUGCUGAUUGCAAAGCAGAGGAAGAGGCUGUGAGGCUCAUCCAGUCUGUUUUCAGGGCUCACAUAAAACGCACACAGCUUGAGGAAAGGCCUCUGAACUUCAGUCCUGGAAGUGGGAGAACAAGCCCAGCUCCCUGCAGCAGAGAAAAGGAGCAAAUCUGGUCCCCAUUCAAAUGUUCACCUCUAGUUUUCACUUCAGCUGCUCAUGCCACGUCCACCCAUGAUCGGCUGCAACCCUCCCCCUCGCCACCUGCAGAGGAGGUUCAUUCAGACGACUCCGAUGACAUCAUCACAGUCUCUCCAUCACCGGUGAAGAAAACAUUGUCUCUUGAUUUCACCAGCCGUUUGUCACGUUCUGUCUUGCACUCCUAGCAUAAAAACAAGGAUACUUUAAUUUUGCUUGGUCAAGGGUGUGAUGCUGAACUUCGUUUUUCCACAAAGGAAAGAGAGAGAGAGAGCUCAAGAUGGGUAAAGCCACAUUUUAUUAGGUGGUUUUGAAGGGGGCUAGAAGCGAAUCCAUUUGCCCACAGUUCACAGGUACUGGCAAAUCUGCCCCUGCUGGUCCCAAUGGCGAGACUCAAACUUUUUGUGGUAUCCCACACCACCUCCAUGUAUUUCAGUUGCCUAUUCUUUUUCUCACUUCCCAAAAUUCAGUUUUUGUGCCCAAUAUACAUGGCAAUAUACAGCCGUGCUCAUUCACCUUGCAAGUGGAGCUCCACAGUAAAAGGUGGGAACACCUUCCUUGUAACAUGUAGUUGUGUCCUAAAACAAACAGUUCUGCCCAACCAACGUGUUGGCAGGAAAUACAGAAACUCCUGAACUUCUGGGCUUUGCACGGUUCUGAACCAAAAUGAGUCAGAGCCGAAUGCAUCAAAGACUUCAAAGCAGAAGAGUAUCUCCAGCAAAAGGGAGAUAAUUUGCUGAAAGCGAUAGAAGAUAAAGGGGUAACAGUUAUGUCUGGCUUUAAGUUUUUUGCUAAGUAAUAUUAAAUCAACAGAACAAGGCUCCAAUCUUUAUCUUCUGGCCCUCUCUUCAGACUGUCUCUCCCUUGCUAGAGAUGUGCCUUUAUCUCCAAACCGGUGGCAUAUUAACAACCAUACUUUACCAGCAUGGAUCCUUUUUCUUUUUAAAUAAAGUGCUCGUGUUGCCCUUCA
Rhineura floridana is the source of this 3120-nucleotide messenger RNA. It is a transcript of the gene IQCE, whose product is annotated as IQ motif containing E. The transcript is spliced from 20 exons. Gene Ontology annotation, molecular function: protein binding. The record is from RefSeq and is a predicted model, not a curated record. The coding region runs from base 269 to 2338 and encodes 689 amino acids. Lineage: Eukaryota; Metazoa; Chordata; Lepidosauria; Squamata; Rhineuridae.